This is a messenger RNA of Armigeres subalbatus, 1663 nucleotides long. Its product is annotated as cytochrome P450 4C1-like. The transcript has 4 exons. Lineage: Eukaryota; Metazoa; Arthropoda; Insecta; Diptera; Culicidae. The record is from RefSeq and is a predicted model, not a curated record. Gene Ontology annotation, molecular function: monooxygenase activity; oxidoreductase activity, acting on paired donors, with incorporation or reduction of molecular oxygen; iron ion binding. Bases 19 to 1497 code for a protein of 492 amino acids.
AAUAGUCUUCGAACAGAAAUGGUGCUAUCAUCAACCGUAUUAGCACUUCUCCCAGUGAUAGCGCUUCUGGCGCUGUGGUGGAAAUUUCGUCGUUUCUAUCAAAUAUCUUCCGAACUGCCGGGGCCCAUCAAUUAUCCGCUGGUCGGUUGCGGUCAUCUGUUUUUCGGAAAAUCGAACGAGAAACGGUUUGCCAUCGUAAAUGAUUUGACCAGAACGUAUCCAUCGCCGUGCAGAUUUUGGCUCGGCCCUAAACUGUUUGUGUUCAUCGAUAAUGCUGAGGAUAUUCAAAUUGUUUUGAACUCGCCAAAUUGCUUAGAAAAGGCUGAACCUUAUAGAUUCAUUAGGAGUGUGAGAGGGCUGUUCACCUCGCCAGUGGAUUUAUGGAAAGUUCAUCGAAAACUGUUAUCACCAUGUUUCAAUAAUGCAGGUCUUUUGACAAGUUUUGUGUCAAUUUUAAACGAAAAAAGUAAAAUACUGGUGCAACGUCUCGAGAAAAGUAUUGGAGAAGAAUCAUAUGAUGUGUACAACGACAUAUCCAGAUGCACUCUGGAUAUGAUUUGUGCAACUUUUCUGGGAAGCGAUUUGAACUUACAAAGCAACAAAGGCACCAAAUUGAUUAAAGCUGUUGAACAUGGUAGUGAAUUGAUCAACAAUCGUUUUUAUAAUAUUUGGCUCCACCCGGAAUGGAUUUAUCGGAGAACAAAACACUUCAGAGAAGAACAGAAGUGUUUCGAACAGUUUUUUGCUCUGCAACGUGAAGUACUGGAACGUAGGAGAAAAGAACGAACUGAAAUUACGAAUGAUAGCCGCGACCAGAAAAAAUCUAACAUAUUUAUAGAUCAAGUUAUACAAAUCUCAGAAGAAACAGGAAUAUUCGACGAUACUGACGUGCGCGACGAAAUCUGUACCUUGAUCGUAGCAGGAAACGAAACCUCAGCACUGAAUCUUUCCACGAUUAUACUAAUGUUAGCGAUCCAUCAGGAGAUUCAAGAUGAGGUGCACAACGAAAUUGUGAACGUGUUGGAAGGCUGCGAUCCAACAAUCGAUCACCUUGCGAGACUAAAAUAUACAGAAAUGGCAAUAAAGGAAGCAAUGAGACUGUUUCCUGGUGGGCCUGUAUUCGGAAGAAAAUGCACUGCCCCGACUUGCAUAUCGAAAUCUGUCAUUCCAGAAGGGACCAACAUUAUUCUGGGGAUCUACAACGUGCACCGAAAUCCGAAGCACUGGGGAACCAACGUGGAUUCCUUUGACCCGGAUCGCUUCCUCCCAGAGAGGGUUGCGGCGCGGCACCCUUACGCGUUCCUUCCAUUCAGCGCUGGAUUACGCAACUGCGUGGGUCACAAGUACGCUAUCAUGGAUAUGAAGAUAAUACUAUGCUAUUUGUUGCGCUCGUACCGGUUCCGCUCGCCUCUGAAAAUGGACGAGUUGCAGCUCACAAUGAGUGUCACACUGAAGAUUACGAACAGACAAGUGGCGAUCGAACGAAGAGGCGAGUAGCGGUCAUAUGGGAAGAGAUACUACUUAGCAAUUAAACAUGAACCUAGCAUGUAAUUUGUGGGAAAUAAAUUAAGGGAUCGCGCUUGCGCUUGUUAGAGCACAGUUACUGGGAAAUAUAUGUAUUAAAAUGUUUGAUUAUAUGCCUGAUAUUGCUAAUAUAAAGUUC